Messenger RNA from Fimicolochytrium jonesii, 634 nucleotides. RefSeq lists its product as uncharacterized. The record is from RefSeq and is a predicted model, not a curated record. Lineage: Eukaryota; Fungi; Chytridiomycota; Chytridiomycetes; Spizellomycetales; Powellomycetaceae. Bases 128 to 559 code for a protein of 143 amino acids. The transcript is spliced from 3 exons.
UGGUGAACGUGUACCCUCCCCUCCCCAUGGUUCAUUCUGCUUUCUGUCGACAGCACCUUCCCCUCCGACUUCCGAUUUUUGUCUUAGUCGCGUUCACAAAACAUUACGGAAGUAGCCGCCAGCCAAGAUGCAACAGCGGCAUUCCAAUUGGACUAGGAGAGUGCUAUUGCUUUUCAUCCUUUGCGCAGCGCAUGCAGCGGACACCACACAACGGUGCAAAUGCGUUUGCGAUGGAAAAGUCACCAUAUUGACCGUCUCGGCAUGUAACUUCUGCUCCAAAAAUUUCUGCGUUGAACAAGGUGCUUGUUACCGACCACCGCCAGAACCCACGCCGACAACGACGGCCACGGCUACGGGCACAACGACUUCAUCGGCAGCGCCGGAGCAGACGCAUACGGAGGAGAACUGGACUUCGGAGUGCUUCCAAUUGGGAAGCUGGAAAGAUGAAAUUAUAAUAUACUCCUUCAUGGUGAUGUUAAUCGGGCUGCUGGUGUUUGCCGCUGCGAAGGAUAAGCUUUUCAAGGUGAGAUCCUCAGACUCGCAGCUCUAUAUGGCAUAGCUAGAAGCUCACCUCGUUGAGUACACAGGAUCAAUGGGCUCCGCGAGCGCUGUACAGCAGCCUCGGAGGAUCAAC